Molecule: messenger RNA, 348 nt
Organism: Heterobilharzia americana
Lineage: Eukaryota; Metazoa; Platyhelminthes; Trematoda; Strigeidida; Schistosomatidae
Source: the annotation of a GenBank genome assembly
AUGGCCUCUGAAGCGUCCCAAGGACGUUACUUCGAUGUUUUGAAAAAGGUCACUCCAGAUGGCAAGUUGUCACUAUUUCUGGAUCGAAGAACAUUUAUCGACCAUUUCGACCAUGUGGAUCCCAUUGAUGGUAUACUGGCUAUGUCAGAAGAUGUAAUGGGUCCAGAUCUUGUCUUCCUUCUACUUACCUGUUCAUAUCGUUAUGGUCGAGAUGAUUUAGAUGUAUUAGGUUUAACUUUUCAAAAAGAAUUAUUAAUUUAUACAAAACGUGUAUGGCCAAAUCAUCCAAUUGAUGAUAUUGUAACAUCAACAAAUGAUGGAAAAUGGCAUAAAAAAUGGAAAAGUUAA